UGGGAAAUACCCAAAAAAGUUCGACGAAUUCUAUUUUACUUGUUAUGCCAUUUCGCUGCUUGAAAUCUCAAUUUUCCAUGCGUAGAUCUGACAUUUCGCUCGGUAACGAUCUUCGGACUAUCCGUAUGUUAUCGUUUUUUCUUUUUUUCUUUUGAAAAAACAAAAAAUGUUUAUUUUGCUUUGGUUCAUGAGAAUUGAUUUAUCCCAAAGCGUAAUAUUCGGUUGCUUGUUUGAAGCCGAAGAUCAUUUCAGCCACGUUUUAGCUUAUUCUUUUCGUCGGAUUCACACUAUCUAUGGCGUGUAUUUGAUUAUUACCAGCUCUUGUUUGGAAGUCAGGUUCUGAACUUCUUCUUUUUCCAACUUUUUGGGAAUUUCAUUGGUUUGAAUAUGGAAUUGGGUUCAGGGAUACCGGGUGAUGGCAGGUGUCUUUUCCGGUCUGUGGUUCACGGUGCUUGUCUAAGAGCCGGAAAGCCCUCUCCGAAUGAAAGUCAUGAGAAGGAACUUGCUGACGAGCUUCGAGCAGCUGUAAAAAAAUCUCUUCUUUUUUAUGUUUUGUCUGUCACUGAGGGAAUUCAUGAGCCUUUUGUUGCAUUUUGCUUAAAAAGAUGGCAUCCCAUUUGGUUUCUACAGGUUGCCGAUGAAUUUAUCAAGAGACGAGCUGAUUCUGAAUGGUUCGUUGAAGGUGAUUUCGACACUUAUGUUGCGAAGAUGCGACAGCCGCACGUGUGGGGAGGGGAACCGGAGCUACUAAUGUCGUCGUAUGUGCUACAGUUGCCGAUAACCGUUCACAUGUGGGAUAAGAAGAAGAAUUGCCUCAAGGUGAUAGCUGAAUACGGUCAAGAAUACGGAAAGGAGAACCCGAUUCGCGUCUUGUACCAUGGCUACGGGCACUAUGAUGCGCUGCAGAGCCCUUCCGAUGGUCUGCAGACGAAGCUGAGCAAGAGAUGGUGAUGUUACCAUUGAUGGAGAACAUGCAAGAGGGGGAAUAACAAGUAUAGGAAAAAGGGAAGAUAUUAAUCACCUUGUUACUCUAAUGAAAUUAUCUGCCUCAUUGUUUAGGAAAAGUUGCUACACUUUUAACUGUAUUCCAUAGCUACUUCUUGGCACACACACUCAAUUUCUCAGAUAAAUGAAGGUAACAUAAUUUGACAUUUAA
This is a messenger RNA of Salvia miltiorrhiza (redroot sage), 1156 nucleotides long. RefSeq names its product OVARIAN TUMOR DOMAIN-containing deubiquitinating enzyme 4-like. Lineage: Eukaryota; Viridiplantae; Streptophyta; Magnoliopsida; Lamiales; Lamiaceae. The record is from RefSeq and is a predicted model, not a curated record. Gene Ontology annotation, cellular component: nucleus; cytosol. Gene Ontology annotation, biological process: protein deubiquitination; endoplasmic reticulum unfolded protein response. Gene Ontology annotation, molecular function: cysteine-type deubiquitinase activity. Bases 388 to 951 code for a protein of 187 amino acids. The transcript is spliced from 5 exons.